GAUGUUUAUUCCCAACGUUCGGUGAGUAACUUGAUUGGUUCAUUAAAAAUUUUAAAAUUCCCAAUUAUUUGUAAAUCUUGUUUGUUUAAAUAUUAUUUAAUUUACACCUUGCUAAUUAUUUUUGAUAAUCGCCUCGUCAAAUAUUUAAGCUUAGUUAUUUACCCCGUCAUUUUUUCAGUAUGAAAACAAUCGAUUUCAUGAUGACGCGAAACUCCAAGACUGCGAGUGCUUAAAAAAAUGUGGUUGAUACGUUAUUCAGUGAUCGAAGUUUAGUCAUUCUUGUCGUACUCUCACGAGAGUUACACGUUAGUUUGCCAGAAACAGGCAACUACUUUUUAUUGUAGUACCGCAUACCUACCUAACUUACAAUGGAUAGUGCGUCAAGACCUAUUGACAGUAUUGCAGAUAAUCGCUAUUUUUGCCACAGCUGUGAUGCCGAAAUAGGGAGCGUAGCUGAUGAUUUUACAUGCCCGACGUGCCAUUUGGGUUUUAUUGAAAAAGUUGAACAGCAACAAACUCCUGAGGAACCAGAUGACGAAGAUAUGGAAUUCGCAAACGCACACUUUAUGGUUAAUGGUAUAUUAGGAGAUGAUAUGGCAGGAAGACGGAGGUCAAAUAUUCGUCGUCGUAGAUUUACAACCAGAGGUCCUCAUGUAAUGACAUUGCAACCUGGAAGAGGCCCAAGGCGUAGUUCAGGCGGGACAAUUGAAAAUUUAGUAGAAGAUGUCAUAGUAAAUUUUGCUGAUUAUGCUCGAUCGGGUGGAAGUCCAGUCAGUAGAUUUUUACUCGGUAAUCCUGGUGACUAUGUUUGGGGAAGAGAUGGAUUAGAUUCAAUUGUGUCCCAGUUAUUAAAUCAGAUUGAUGGAGCUGGACCUCCACCAUUAACAAAAGAGAAAAUACAAGAAAUACCUACAGCACUUAUUUGUCAAGAACAUUUGGAUAUGAAACUCCAAUGCUCUGUUUGUUGGGAAGAUUUUACAAUUGAUGAAAAAGUAAUGAAACUAGCUUGCGACCAUAUGUUUCAUAAAGAUUGUAUUAUACCUUGGUUAGAAUUGCAUGGUACGUGUCCAAUUUGUCGCAAAUACUUAGCAGAUGAUGGGUUAAGUUCAAUUAAUUCAGAUCCACUAGGAAUCAGUCUAGGUGUUGGACCAAAUUUAGCAGCACUAAUUAGAGCUCGUAGUAACAACCCGCGUAAUACUGCUGAUCCAGUAUGGGGAAUGAAUGAUUAUGAUAUGGCAUCUACAUCAACUGACUGGCCUACACAACUUGGUAUUAGUUUGCCACUACCAAUUGUGUCAUCGUCAUCAGCUACACAGACUCCAGCCGCAGCAUCAGGUAUGUCCACUUAUUCAUCCGUCACAGCCAGAAACUUACGCGACCAACGGUUGUCAUCUUCAUCUGCUGAUGUUGAACCUAUGGAAACUGAUCAUGAUCAAAAUUUACCUGCGGUGAAUAAUACAAAUAAUUCCUAGUCUUUUCUAGUAAAUGCAAGUAUGAUUUUAGUACAAUAUGAGUUUACUGUAUAAUACAUGAAUAUGAAAGAAAUACAUUCAAUUAAUAACAAUUAACCAUAUAUUUUUAUUUGAACCAUUUAUGAAUAUUUAUAACAUAAUUACAAUAAUUGAUGACUAUGCAUUAUUAUACUAGCAAUUGACAGUUAGUUAUUUCAAAAGGUAUUUUGUAUAUAUAUGAAUUCUUUUGUA
This is a messenger RNA of Acyrthosiphon pisum (pea aphid), 1703 nucleotides long. Its product is annotated as E3 ubiquitin-protein ligase RNF126. Gene Ontology annotation, cellular component: cytoplasm. Bases 369 to 1472 code for a protein of 367 amino acids. Gene Ontology annotation, molecular function: ubiquitin protein ligase activity. The transcript is spliced from 10 exons. The record is from RefSeq and is a predicted model, not a curated record. Gene Ontology annotation, biological process: protein ubiquitination. NCBI's taxonomy places the organism in Eukaryota, Metazoa, Arthropoda, Insecta, Hemiptera, Aphididae.